Messenger RNA from Porites evermanni, 5447 nucleotides. The record is from the annotation of a GenBank genome assembly. NCBI's taxonomy places the organism in Eukaryota, Metazoa, Cnidaria, Anthozoa, Scleractinia, Poritidae.
CAGCAAAUCAUUGAAAUGUAAUCAGGGGUGGCAGUAAAGAGUAAAUCUCCAUCGUUUACAAGAUGCAGUCUAUAGCAAAAAAGAAAGCGUAAGUGACAGUUUUUUAUCUUCUUCUAAAUAAAAAUUAAUAGAGUUUUUAUUAUGUGAAAUUCUAGUGAUGGCAGAUGACAUUAAAAGAUGAUUCAAUGCUUCCUACAUACAUGUAUGUAGAUCUAAUAGCAUUCAGAUUACAAUAUAGUUAGUAGCACUUUUGUCAGGUUUUACCAUGAUUUGUAUAUAUUUCAAGACUUUCUAUCCUGAUAAAGUGAUACUAAGGAAUGCCUUUUUUCUGAACAUGGCUUAUGUGUAGAGGUUAUUUUAAGUGCAUUUUCCAGUUUCGAACAAUCAAAUGAUCAACAUUCUUAUUCUGUAACAGUAACCAAUAAGUAACUAAUUAUAAUAAGUGCUAUAGGUUAUAUAAUAGUAAUGUGAUUAUUUCAGUAAAUACGUAGGGCAUCUUAUCAAAUUUUGUGACCAUUGCAUUAUAGUGUUGAGGUGGUUGUAGCACACAGCCAAAAAUCACACACAGACAUACAUGUAUUCACCUGUUAAAAGUGACUUGUAUUAUUUUGUUGCUAUUGCUCUUACAGAGAUAUGAAAAUUGUCAUUCUUGGUGAUGCUAGUGUGGGUAAAACAUCACUGAUUCAAAGAUAUCUACAGGGAGUAUUCAAUGAAGAUAAAAUAAGUGUAGGUUUUUAUCUUUUUCACAUUAAAUAAUUUUACAACUUAAAAGUUAACCCUUUCACUACCAGUGUGAAUGAUAAGUCUUUUAGUAGUGAUUCUUACUGUUCAACCUGCUGAUUAAAUAUGCUACAACCCUUCAAAUGAUUAAUAUUGUCUUGUCAGGAGCAUUUUCUUUUGGUAGUAUAAUUUCUUUUUUCACCAUUGAUCAAAACAAAAUGAAAAUUGGGAGUUUUCUCAAAUUUUAACUCUGACUACUGUUUUCUGACCCUUCGUAAAAAGCAUUUAUAUUUUCAGCAACGGUUUUGAGCAUAGCAACAACCUUUCUAAGGGCACUGUGCGUAUUAUUUUCUGGAGAAGCCAACCUCUAGAGAUCUAAAAUCUAGAGACUGUCGCUUUUGACGAACCCACCCCCACUCCGCCCCCAACAUCAUCAACCAGCCCCCAUUCGAUGGGAAAAGUCGAUCCAGUCCCCAAAUUAUAACAUGGGUUUGACUCAGGAUAUUGGAUAUUGAAUACAGUCUUCUAUGGGGUACAGACCAUCAAAAUUUGCUUUUUAGACGAAAUAGUCUUUGUCCAUGUUGAAUAAAAAAUAAUUAAUUAAACUUUUUUCGGGAAAAUUUCAAAAUAACAGUGGACAAAACAUCUCAGAAAAUUUUCUUUAUUCAGGUGGGUUGAUGGCCCUUACAGGAGACUGGGAGACUAGUGCCACAUAUGGGAGACUCUGAAAUAAUCUGUUAGAGUUGUUAUAAUUAUUGGUAUAAUUGUGAUUUUUAAUAUGCUGGGUUUGGGAGGCAGAAGUAACAUCAUCUAUGAGUUGGGUUCAGUACUGCUGUGGAAUGUAUUGUUUUUGAAAGCUUUUUGUGAGACAGAUUGUUUUGCAAGGAUUUUUAUUUGGUGUCUUUAAUUUUGUUAUUUUUUAACAAUCACAUGCAAAAUACAAGGUGUUAAAACCCGUGAAAUUCAGUACCAGUAAGGUAAUUUAAGUAAAUCUACAUAGUUCCCCACACGGAGGUUUUGGAAUUCCUGGGUAAGGAGUGUCUCAGAGACCAAAAAAAUUAGAGGAUUGUAGUCAGGAAGCAGGACUGGAAUUUCCGCAGGAGUGAGGAGUCUUUCAUAGGAGAGGUAUGGAGAUGUUCUAGAACAAUACAGCUGAAAGGCUUGUCAUUGGCUAAUAAUUCAUCGUUCCCAGCUGCACAUACUUGUACCAAACCUAAAAUAAUAUUAGUAGAGUACCUCCCCCCUAGAGGAUUUUAUUCACAUUCUUUAAGAUAAAGCACUAUUAUUCUGAAACCUACAUUUCAUUCUGACAAGAUAUACCAUUCUUUUUUCUCAGACUCUUGGAGCAUCAUUUUUUCUCAAGCAGUGGGGACCAUACAACGUGGCCAUUUGGGUAAAGUUAUUGCUUAUUUAAAUUAAUAGCAUAAACGUGUCUAGGCUUAAAAUAUGAUAGGCCUAAGUGACUUUUCCAGCCAGUAACUUGACUUAAAAUAAAGCCUUCCUUUUAAUGUCCAUCACCAUACACUGUACACAGUAUGGAACAAAGUUACAGUAUACGGGGCCACUGGAGUUCACCCGUGAGAAACCUUUGAAGAAUGAUUCAUGCAGCUAUAGACUUCAGUAAGCUCUCUGUUGUUGGCCAAAAUUCAAAAUAAGUUCUUAGGUGCUUUAAGCAAAGUAUCAAGUUUUCUGAGAAAAUACAUUAUUAAGCCUAAAACGACCAAAUCUGGCCAUAAAAUGCGAAAUCGCGCGAAAAAUCGGCAAAAGAAGAUUUAUAGAGUUUUAUUGAAAUACCGUAAAAUUCCGAAAAUAAGCCCUGGAACUUAUAUUUUUCAAAGUCCCUUUUUGAGUGGCUUAUUUUUGGAGGGUCUUAUAUUCGGAGCGGCUUAUGUACGGAGGGAAAUUUGCAUUUCAAAAUCGACUGAACUAGCUUGUAGUGGGAAGGAAAUUUACCAUUUUUGCUUUGUUUUACUUUGUAUUCGAGGGCAAAUUUCAAGUACAAGCCCCCCGGGGGCUUAUAUUCGGAGGGGCGAUUUAACGGAGGGUUUUUGCGUUGCAAUUAUUUGGAGGGGCUUAUUUUCGGAAUUUUGAAAUGAUUAGUUCUAGAAAAUAUCCAUAAUUGUCCACUCCUUAUAAAACUGAUCGUUGAAAAUUCCAGGAACACUUGUGAAGGCAAAACCACAACGACAAACCAGUGAGGGUUCGCCGGUAUCUUUAGUAGAGCUGGAUCAGUAAAAUCUUGAAUAACCGGGGUGUAAACUGAUCCUUACGGCAGGAAGAGUGAUCUAAAAAUAAAGAAACAAAACAAAAAUAUAGUGUUGAAUUAUAUUUGCCCGAUAUUUCGGUUUGCAACGCAAACCCUCUACAAGGGCUAUAAAAGAAAAAUGAAUACAGAUAAAAGAUGAACGUUACAUAUAUAUGUGAGAUUUGAAUACACAGCAAACAGAAAAUGACAGGCCACUAAAAAGAUAAAUGUCACUAACUGAGUUCAUCACGUCUAUUUACACCAUGAGGUUCUAAAGUCAUAGCUUUGUCAAUGAAGUGAGCCUCGCGUCGUUGAUAGAGUGAUCGGCUUGAUUAUAAUGUUUGGAGACAGGAGUAGGAUUAGGAAAGUGGCCAUAGUUGAAAAUGGAGUGGCGAUGCUCGCCAAGACGUGAUGAGCGUAUGAAGCAUGAAUCUAAAGUUGAAUUGCAGAGGGUGGGGACUGGAAGAUUACAAACGGCAAACUUGCAGCGGUAAACCGUGAUUUAGCCACCUUAUCAAGGCUGUGUUCUAGCAGAGCCCAGUGGCCCAUGGCGCCCAACUUUUGUUCUUGGGCGACUGGAAAAUCUUUGCUUUUUCAUAGAAAUCAUAUGCUGGGCACACUGGAUUUCACAACUUCAGAGCACUGGGCUCCCUUUAAUUUUUCUUAGAGCACAGCCUUGCUUAUCACACUGUUGUGUUUGUUGGUCUUUUGCUAGGACACUGCGGGUGAAGAAAGAUUCUCAGGUUUGUCGUCAUUUUACUGCCGAAGUGCUUCUGCAGCAAUUGUAGCUUAUGAUAUCACUCAAGGAAGAUCCUUUCAAGUCCUCAAAGAGCGCCAUUUGCAACUACUGGAAGCUGCCGAACCAAACUGCCUUAUUGUUGUCGUUGGAACAAAAACGGACCUUGUGACAAGGGAUACCAGAGAAGUUCCUUCAUCUGCUGGUGAAAAAUUAGCUAUCGAGCAGAACGAAAGAAAAGGAAGGCCCAGGAGUGGUUUCAGUGUCCAUCCAUUUUUUGAAACGAGUGCGAAAACAGGCAAUAAUGUGGACAAAGUUUUCGAAUUUAUUUUGAACACUUGCUUACCUCUAGAUGAUGAAGAAACUGCUAGAAAUUCGUUACGUAAAAUGUCAGGUCUGAAUGUUGAACAGAAAUCACCCAAGUCACGUAGCCAUGAAUCUAAAAGCUGUUGUUAAAUGAAAAUUUUAAUAAGUCAAGAGCCUCGACUUCGCCCAUUAACUGGUGAACACGAUAGUUAGCUGCGAGUUUAUAUUUACGGAAAAAAUGGGGAAAGCGACGGGAAUACUGCAGAUUGUAUGCAUGUAUAGGUGUAUAGAUUGAGGUCUUUUAAAAUAAUGGGUCUUUUGCAGAAUACGUUCACAUGGUACAAAAAACACCUUGCUGGAUGGCAAAUGGCUAGUCUCCUUGACGGGUAGGAGAGAACCCUGGUAAUAAGGUUGGCCGGAGUCACGCAAGCUCCCCGCGCCCACGCCCUACGUGACUCCGGCCGGAGCCGCGGCUUCGAAGGAGACUAGCAAACGACGCACUAGGACCUUGAACUGAUGUAAUUUUUUGUUUUUCUUGUCUCCUACGUCGUUUUCCAUCCAGCAAGGUGUUUUUUGUACCAUGUGCAUUAUUGUAUUCUGUAAAAGGCCUAUUGAUAUUAAUUAAUUUGGUUGGCUUAAGGAGCUGUGUCAGGCAUUUUAUCCGAAUUCAGCCUUAAAGGAUUUGGCCAUCAAUUUGAGUGAAGUAGUAUAUUUAAUAAUCAACCCUCAAUUUUUUUAUACAUAGGAAAGCAAAUAGAAAAGAAGGUAAGAAUUGACAAAAAUGAAGAAGAAAAUAACACCGCUAACAAUCGGCAUAAGGGGUUUAAGAGGUCUACAGCCUGUCCGUUUCUUAAUAUCUUUCUCUGUUCUUCGCUGAGGAAGGAACAUUUGUUUGUCCUUAAGAUGUGAUUUUGUCUUUUACACUUUUAAAUAAAAGCAAAACGUCUUCCACCCCCGUCCCGCGAGUUUGUGGAGAAAGUUAGAAAUACGCUCGGAAAUCAAUCAAUCAUUCUAUCUGUAUUCCUCCCACUACUGCGCACUAACAAGCUAACAAGCUAACGAAACUGCCGCGACAAAGCUCCUGGUUAUAUUAUUAUGCGAAUGUUCAAUAAUUCAUGGACUCUAAAAGGUUUGAAUACUCCUCCUUUUAUAUAUGUAGUCCACCAAAUGUUAUUACAAUAGAUAAUCACACGCAUUUUAAUAAGACAGAUCGUUUCCAGGGAACGUCUUCUAUAGCCUUCUGCGUAGGCCUUUUUGUUAGGGGGGGGGGCGGAAACGACUCCCCUUAACAUCGACUGCUUGAGAGGCACAGUUUCCCAUGCUGAGCCGUUACUGUCACUUCUCGUUACCCCUCUAAGAAGGGGCGAGUAGGCGAGUCACGUAUCCAAGAGAGGAAAUUAUACUCUUAUUUCUGAGGUUAAACUUCCUGUAAUCAGCAUC